AUAAGGGUCUUUUUAAGCAGCGAUGGCUCUGUUGCCCACACCGCACACCACUGUAGCUAGCUACAACUAGCACCGUCACACUGACGACAGGGCAUCCGAGAUCUCAGAUGAAAAUAUGGAACCCUUGUCUGCCCUUCCCAUUCCCCCAAAAUAUGCAUUUUCUUUUUUAAAGAUGCCAACAUGCUAACCUCCUUUGCCUCAAUUUUCUGCCUUUGUUAAAAUCUCACCAUAAUCAUCAUCACCAUAUAAGAAACGCCGAGUUGUCCCCGAACCCGCCGCCCAGGAACAUGCCAGAAAAAAAACCCAUAGUGGAGCGCCGCUAUCGCUGCUUAUCUGACAGAAAACAGUCACCAAACCCAAAUUCUCCGAUCUUCUUCUUUUUGUUCGCUGGAAUUCCCCUCAAUCUAACGCCAUCCUAUAUAAACAGUGUCUCCUCCUCCUCCUCCUCUCCUCCCACACACGUACGCUUCCUACCCCAAAUUAUCGUUUCCCUUGCGUAAAAUACGUCGGAAAAUCCCCCGCGUCGUUUCCUUUUUCCUACUACCCCUCCAUCUUCCCCUUCCCGCUUCCACAUAGAUUAGCAUCUUUGAAUUGACCAUUUUUUAAAAAACAAAAAAAAAAAGGCCGUUCCAAAGUCUUUCAAGAUUUCUUCUUCACUUGAUUGACAGUAUCUGCCAAAUCAGCACCAAAGAAACCAAACUAACUACAGCUCCAAAACAAAAUGUCGGCCGAUCACAUCCUCACGCUCUCGUGCCCGGACAAGCCCGGCAUCGUCCACCACGUCACGGCCAUCUUUGUCGACAACAAGCACAACAUUCUCGAUCUCCAGCAGUUCAGUGACCCCGUGUCCAACCGCUUUUUCAUGCGCGUCCAUUUUGGUCCUCUGGCUGGCGACGAGUCCGUCACGUCCACCGAGCAUCUCGUGGCUCCCUUUGAGGCUCUCGCCAAACAGCACAGCAUGGACUACGACAUUCGUCCCAUGUCUCGCAAGGUCCGCGUCCUCAUCAUGGUCUCCAAGAUUGGCCACUGCCUCAACGACCUGCUCUUCCGCAUGAAGACUGGCCAGCUGCGCAUCGAGGUCCCCGCCAUUGUCUCCAACCACCCAGACUACGAGGACCUGGCCAAGAGCUACGGUAUCCCCUUCUACCACCUCCCUGUAACAAAGGAUACCAAGCUCGACCAAGAAGCCAAGAUCCUCGAGCUCAUCCGCGAGCACAACAUCGAGCUUGUCGUCUUGGCCCGCUACAUGCAGGUCCUGUCGCCAGGCCUCUGCUCCGCCAUGUCUGGCCGCAUCAUCAACAUCCACCACAGCUUCUUGCCUUCCUUCAAGGGCGCUAAGCCGUAUCACCAGGCCUAUGAGCGCGGUGUCAAGAUUAUUGGUGCCACUGCUCACUUUGUCACUGCCGACCUUGACGAGGGUCCAAUUAUCGAGCAGCGCGUGGCUCGCGUUGACCACGGCAUGAACCCCAAGCAAUUGGUGGACGAGGGUUCUAAUGUGGAGAGUCAAGUGCUGGCGGCCGCGGUUAAGUGGUAUGCCGACGGAAAGGUCUUCUUGAACGGCACAAAAACUGUUGUAUUUUAGAGUAACUAUUUGGGCGAGGAGUAAAUAGGAGCCUAGAAAAAAAGCAAUUCAAUAGACUUAUUUUAAACUUAAAUUGACGCCGUCUAGGCAAUAUGUGGUAAAGAAUAACCUGGUAAGACAAUAGGGUAGGUAAGCUCGCAAGGCGUGGAGUCAGCUUUCGUAGCAUCCAAGGCCGCUAUAUUGAAUGACUAAGGUUCUAUGGAAUGAAAAUGAUAAGCCAUUGAUACGAAAAAGAUUUUGAUGGGAAAAAAAAUUGUCACAGGCAGUGUGAAGGUUGCGCAAAAAGCAAAAAAAGAAACUCUCGAAGGACGGAAUCGAACCGCCGACUCUUCGGUAUGAUGUGGAACCCAUUACAGCCGAAUGCCAUAGCCAAC
This is a messenger RNA of [Torrubiella] hemipterigena, 1956 nucleotides long. The record is from the annotation of a GenBank genome assembly. Lineage: Eukaryota; Fungi; Ascomycota; Sordariomycetes; Hypocreales; Clavicipitaceae.